This is a messenger RNA of Phaedon cochleariae (mustard beetle), 423 nucleotides long. Lineage: Eukaryota; Metazoa; Arthropoda; Insecta; Coleoptera; Chrysomelidae. The record is from the annotation of a GenBank genome assembly.
AUGGCAAAUACAAAAAAGUCAGAAAAAGAACCUUCACCAGAAGAAAUCCUGAAUGGCUUCCAAACCCUAAGAGCAGAACAAAGAACCUUAUCUGGUAAACUAUCUGAAUUUGAAUUAGAUUUGAAUGAACACAAAAUGGUGAUUGAAACUCUAAAGAACGUUAAUGAAGACAGAAAAUGCUUUAGAUUAAUAGGAGGUAUUUUGACAGAGCGAAAAGUUAAAGACAUUCUGCCUGUUCUUGUGUCUAAUCAAGAGAAAUUGAAAGAUUUUAUUGACAAACUUCAUGAACAGAUUGGUAAAAAAGGACAAGAGAUCAAUGAGUAUAGAGAAAAACACAAUAUCAAAUUUAGAGGACUAGAUAAUCCAAAACAAGAAGAACAUCCCUCUUCUUCAGAAGCUAGAGGAAAUGUGCUAGUUUCCUAA